Peromyscus californicus insignis is the source of this 1453-nucleotide messenger RNA. RefSeq names its product fibroblast growth factor 7 (gene Fgf7). Gene Ontology annotation, cellular component: cytoplasm. The coding region runs from base 14 to 598 and encodes 194 amino acids. Gene Ontology annotation, molecular function: type 2 fibroblast growth factor receptor binding; growth factor activity. The transcript has 3 exons. The record is from RefSeq and is a predicted model, not a curated record. NCBI's taxonomy places the organism in Eukaryota, Metazoa, Chordata, Mammalia, Rodentia, Cricetidae. Gene Ontology annotation, biological process: fibroblast growth factor receptor signaling pathway; animal organ morphogenesis; lung development.
GCACUACACUAUAAUGCGCAAAUGGAUACUGACAUGGAUCCUGCCAACUCGGCUCUGCAGGUCAUGCUUCCAGCUUGUCUGUCUAGUGGGCACUCUAUCUCUAGCAUGCAAUGACAUGAGUCCAGAGCAAACGGCUACGAAUGUGAACUGUUCUAGCCCCGAGCGACACACAAGAAGUUAUGAUUACAUGGAAGGAGGGGAUAUAAGGGUGAGGAGACUGUUCUGCCGCACACAGUGGUAUCUGAGGAUUGACAAACGAGGCAAAGUGAAAGGGACCCAGGAGAUGAAGAACAGCUACAACAUCAUGGAGAUCAGGACUGUGGCAGUUGGAAUUGUGGCAAUCAAAGGGGUGGAAAGUGAAUACUAUCUUGCAAUGAAUAAAGAUGGAAAACUCUAUGCAAAGAAAGAAUGCAACGAGGAUUGCAACUUCAAAGAACUAAUUCUGGAAAACCAUUACAACACAUACGCAUCAGCUAAAUGGACACACAGUGGCGGGGAAAUGUUUGUUGCCUUAAAUCAAAAGGGGCUUCCCGUCAAAGGGAAGAAAACGAAGAAGGAACAAAAAACGGCCCACUUUCUUCCUAUGGCAAUAACCUAAUCAUACACGGUGUUUGAGAAACCAGUUUCAUUCAGCAGGGAGAUCUCUUUCCAGUGGACUUUUUUUCUUCUUCUUUCUUUUUCCUUACUCUCUCUCUCUCUCUCUCUCUCUCUCUCUCUCUCUCUCUCUCUCUCUCUCACUCUCUCUCUCUUUUAAAGUAACCAAGAAAGGCUGGAAAACUACUGAAAACUGAUCAAGCUGGACUUGCGCAUUUUUGUUUAUUUUAAAAGACUGCAUUAAAGAAAGAGUUGAAGAGUAUACACACAAAUCAGAUUUAGUAACUAAAAGUUGUAAAAAGUUGUAAAAGUGGUUGUACAAUCAUGUUAGUAAUAGUGAUGUGUUUCUUAAAUUAAUUUACCCUUAAGAGUAUGUUAGAUUUGACUAUCUGAUAAUGAAUAUUUAAUAUCACUAUCUGCUUAUAAAAUGGCUGCUAUAAUAAUAAUAAUAAUAAUAAUGAAGAUGAUGCAGAUGAUGUUAUAUAAGGGAUGUCAGACCUAACCCUGCUGGGAUGCCUGAGAAUGAUCAAGCCCACACAAACCAUAGACGAUGAGCAGUGUUUGAGAGCUUUCCAGUAAGAACUAUAAUCCACUUUAGCUCUACUCAGAAAAGUGAAUGUUCUCAACAUUUUAUUAUAGAAUGGAAUCGACAGGUGGUUUUACAGAAUGACAAUAUUGGCACAUACCUGUACUGAUUAACAUGAAAAAAACCUAAUGCCACUCAAAUUGAAAAGGUAUUGCUAACAGGAUGUUUUAGAAGUCUGUAUAUAAAAUAGCAAUAAUGAUGACAAUACUGUAUUUCAUCUCACCACAAAAUAACAUUUUAUAAUCCCUAAAAAUAAAAUUCCGAAGUCUUUAA